Messenger RNA from Acanthosepion pharaonis, 981 nucleotides. Lineage: Eukaryota; Metazoa; Mollusca; Cephalopoda; Sepiida; Sepiidae. The record is from the annotation of a GenBank genome assembly.
AUGUGCACUCUCUCUCUCUCUCUCUCUCUCUCUCUCUCUCUCUCUCUUUCUCUCUCAUUCUAUUUCUCUCUCUAUCUUUCUUUCGCUUUCUCUUCAAUCUUACCUUCUCUCGUUUUUCCCUUUUUUUCUUCAUCCUAUCUCUCUUUCUUCCUCGCUUUCUUCAGUUUGUUCCUAUUUAUCUAUCUAUCUAGUUCAUUCUGUUCCUAUUUAUCUAUCUAUAUAUCUAGUUCAGUUUGUUCCUAUUUAUCUAUCUAUCUAGUUCAGUUUGUUCCUAUCUAUCUAUCUAUAUAUCUAGUUCAGUUUGUUCCUAUUUAUCUAUCUAUCUGGUUCAGUUUGUUCCUAUUUAUCUAUCUAUCUAGUUCAUUCUGUUCCUAUUUAUCUAUCUAUAUAUCUAGUUCAGUUUGUUCCUAUUUAUCUAUCUAUCUAGUUCAUUCUGUUCCUAUUUAUCUAUCUAUAUAUCUAGUUCAUUUGUUCCUAUUUAUCUAUCUAUCUAGUUCAUUCUGUUCCUAUUUAUCUAUCUAUAUAUCUAGUUCAGUUUGUUCCUAUUUAUCUAUCUAUCUAGUUCAGUUUGUUCCUAUCUAUCUAUCUAUAUAUCUAGUUCAGUUUGUUCCUAUUUAUCUAUCUAUCUGUUCAGUUUGUUCCUAUCUGUCUAUCUAUCUAUCUAUCUAUCUAUCUAUCUAUCUAGUUCAGUUUGUUCCUAUCUAUCUGUCUAUCUAUCUAUCUAUCUAUCUAUCUAGUUCAGUUUGUUCCUAUCUAUUUGUCUAUCUACUUCAGUUUGUUCCUAUUUCAGUUUGUUCUUUCUUUCUUUCUAUUUAUCUAUCUAUCUGCCCAAAUUCAUUCAGUUUGUUCUUAUCUAUCUAUCUAUCUAUCUAUCUAUCUAUCUAUCUAUCUACUCAACUCAGUUUGUUCCUAUCUAUCUAUCUACUUCAGUUUGUUCAUAUAUAUCUAUCGGACCAUCAAACCGCUUAUAUAAAUCGGUAA